This is a messenger RNA of Trichobilharzia regenti, 1241 nucleotides long. The record is from the annotation of a GenBank genome assembly. NCBI's taxonomy places the organism in Eukaryota, Metazoa, Platyhelminthes, Trematoda, Strigeidida, Schistosomatidae.
ACGGAAUACACAGCUUGCCAUAUGUACAAAUUAUGACUAUAAUUAACAUAAAUAUAAUUUAAUAUAUUUAUCUAUGUUUUAAUGCUCGUCAAAAUAUACUUGACAAAUAUUUCAGUGACUUUUAAUCCCACCAUUUUUAACCUAAUUAAACAAUGAAUUUCUUGUGCAAUACAAACAGAAGUAUAAUUUAUACCUUUUUGGGAAUUACUACAAUAUCAAUAUUUUUAAUAUUUAUUUAUUAUCCUAUUAUACAAAAGUCGGUUUAUUCUACAAUAAAAUAUUAUACUAUCACUGGUAUUAAUAAUAAUAAUAAUAAUAAUAUGAAUCUCACAGUGUUAAACAGACAAGAAAAUUUACUUACCUGUCGUCUAAUUUGUGAAAUCGUUGCCGGAGUAACUGACAGUCCGAUGAAAUAUCUCCAGGCAACUAAUCAUACUUUAAUUCCAAUAAAAUUUACGAAUACUACUAAUAGUAGUGAUUUAUCAAAUACUACAAUAUUUCAACAUGUAAUAGGUGGAUCAUGGAUGUUUAAAAUGAUUUCAGAUCACUCAAACAAUAUUAUUAAUAAUAAUAAUGUGAAUAGAUGUAGUAAUAUUUCAAAAUCUGGUGUAGCGAUUAUUUUUAUGUGUAAAAAUAGAUGGCCUCAACUUUAUGUCACCUUAUCGACUGUAAUACCACUGCUACAAAGACAACAAUUAUGCUAUCGUAUAUUUGUCAUUGAACCCAUUGAACACGAAGCGAAGAAAUACUUUGAAUUUAAUUGUGUUGUAUUACAUGAUGCAGAUUUAGCACCACUAGAUGAUCGUAUACCAUAUGGUUGUGAUGAACAAGUGAAACAAAUGGCAGUACAUUUAAGUGUUGGCAGAAGUACAGAAAAUUUUACACUCAUGUAUCAACAAGCUAAUGGAUUUUCCAAUUAUUACUGGGGUUGGGGUGCAGAAGAUGAUGAUUUUGAAAUACGCUUGAGAUAUACAAAUAUUAAAUAUAUACAUUUUAACGCUUCAAUUGCUAGAUACUUGUCAGUUCCACACACUAUUCAGUCUCGUGAUCGUCUUAAAUACAAUGGAAAACUUAAAGAUAAUGCUAGAAGUCGAAUGAAAAAAGAUGGAUUAAAUAGUUUGAAGUACAAAGUGAUCAAUAUAUCCAAUGAGUAUUAUUUUACACAUAUCUUUGUGUCGAUCAAGAGAACAGGUGUCAACCAAACUCAGAGGUCAAAUACAUCAGAAAUUUUUGAAGAUUGA